Molecule: messenger RNA, 1695 nt
Organism: Cryptomeria japonica (Japanese cedar)
Lineage: Eukaryota; Viridiplantae; Streptophyta; Pinopsida; Cupressales; Cupressaceae
Exons: 6
Coding region: 370-1257 (295 amino acids)
Biological process (GO): transport
Molecular function (GO): transporter activity
Source: RefSeq, a predicted model, not a curated record
AAAACAUUGCUCUCCAUAGAACGAAAUACAUAAGUAAUUAAAUUCAAUUAUAUAUGUUUUUUAACUCUCAGUUAAUCUCAUAAUGUCCAAUGGGUCAAAGAUAUCCAACAUAAAGCCCAUCGACUCAGCAAUGGAUAUUAUUCAAUAGUUGCACUAUGAAAAACUAUAUGGAUCAAGAUUUUGUGUAAUAUUUUCAGCUCGAAACAAGGAAUUCUGAAGCAAAGAUUGGAUCCUUCAUUUCUGGAGCUUCCCUCCAUUGAAAGAAACUAGAGAAUAUAUAUACUCGAGAACCGUCAGGACGUACACCAGGUUUUUCCUUAUAGAAGGCAUUUCAAUUGAUCUUGGACCAAAGGAGAGGAUUGGAGCAAGAUGGAUAUAAUGCAGAUGGAUCGGAGAACCUUGACACUUCUUGGGGCUGCAGGCUGCACAAUGUUGAGCAUGCAUUUCACAGUGCAGUUGCUAUCCCAGCACUUGUUCUACUGGAAGAAUCCUAAGGAACAGAAGGCCAUUGUUAUAAUUAUAUUGAUGGCCCCUCUGUAUGCUAUUGAUGCAUUUGUUGGCCUGGUGGAUAUUCAAGGAAGUGAAACCUUUUUCAUGUUCCUGGAUUCGAUUAAAGAGUGUUAUGAGGGCCUGGUUAUUGCAAAAUUCUUGGCCUUGAUGUAUAGCUAUUUGAAUAUAUCAAUCAGCCAGAACAGGGUACCUGAUGAAAUUAAGGGUCGAGAGAUUCAUCAUUCAUUUCCCAUGACACUAUUCCAGCCUCGUACUGUGCAUCUGGACCACAACACGCUAAAACUUCUGAAGUAUUGGACAUGGCAAUUUGCUGUCAUAAGGCCAGUUUUAUCAAUUUUGAUGAUGGUCUUGCAAUUGCUUGGUCUAUACGCACAAUGGAUCAGUUGGACUUUUUCAAUUAUAUUGAACAUUUCUGUAUCUUUGGCCCUUUACUCUUUGGUGGUGUUCUAUCAUGUCUUUGCCAAGGAGCUGGCACCCCACAAGCCCUUGUCAAAGUUUUUGUGUGUGAAAGGAAUUGUCUUUUUCUGUUUCUGGCAGGGUGUUAUCCUUGACAUAUUAGCAUCAGCUGGCAUUAUACGCUCUCACCAUUUCUGGCUAGAUGUGGAACACAUUCAGGCAGCUUUGCAAAAUGUACUUAUAUGUUUAGAGAUGGUUGUUUUCGCUGUUAUUCAACAGUAUGCAUACCAUGUUUACCCAUAUGCUGGAGACGUUCAAAACCGAUUGAGAAAAGAAAAGAAGGAAGAUUGAUAAGGUUCUUCACUACUGAAGUUAUAAAUAUGGGAAAGAAGACGUGCUUGCGGCUGGAGACUAGUUUUAUCUUUGUUAAGGAUAAUGGUCUUUAGACUCUUUAUAGCCAAUCUUCUCAUUUUGAAGUUCUGUCCCAAUUGAUGCAGUGGUUGUCUGAAGUAAUGUCAUAUUUACAAGAUUUGUAUUUGAAUUUUCAAAAUUUGCUGUACUUUUUCUUGAUGUACACAAAAUCCAGGAAACAGAAUUUUUUUUGCCGUGUUUGUAUUUUCCGAUGUUAAUUGAACAGUGACUUUAACACAGCAGUUUUCUUCCUUUCGAAGAUUUUUUCAGUGAACCAGUAGCUGUCGGAAAAUGCACAUGAUAGCUUAUGAAACUAAAGCUGAACUGGAAAUUACUUUAAAAAAUGCAAAAAAACACCAAUCAAGUCUUGUUAAUGGA